GCUGGCUCGCCGCGGCGGCGGUCCUUUCGCUGCUCGCCGCCGUGCCGCGCGGCGGCAGGGGGUCCAGGGCCGCGGCGGUCGGCCGCGCGGCGGCGGCUGCGGAGACCGAGGAGGCGGAGCCCCCCUUCGACCCUUCCAAGCAAGUGGGGGUGACCCUGCCGAUGAUGUACUUCGACCCUGCGGGAUUCUGCAAGGCGGGCGACAAGGAGACCUUCUACAACUACCGCUGCGCCGAGCUCAAGCACGGCCGCGUCGCCAUGGUGGCAUCCCUCGGGGCGGUGGCUCAGCACUGGCUCAAGUUCCCCGGCUUCGAAGACGUUCCGGCCGGCCUGGGCGCGGUCAUCACCCCGCCAGGCACCUUCGGCUUGGUGGCUCUGGUAGCGCUGGCGGGGGGUAUCGAGACCGCUGUGUGGACGCAGGACCCAGACAAGGAGCCGGGCGACUUCGGGGACCCCGCCGGCUUCGGUCAGUAUUACGAGGAGUGGAGGAACCGUGAGUUGAACAAUUGCCGGAUGGGCAUGAUCUCCAUCACGGCAAUCAUCGUCACUGAAUUGGCGACGGGGCUCGACGGGAUCAGCCAGAUCUGGAGGCCCCUCAGCAACCUGCCCGUCGAGUGA
This is a messenger RNA of Prorocentrum cordatum, 617 nucleotides long. Lineage: Eukaryota; Dinophyceae; Prorocentrales; Prorocentraceae. The record is from the annotation of a GenBank genome assembly.